GAAAAGAAUGGCAGGAGAUCGGAGACGAAUACAAGGACCCGAAGUAACUGUUGCGCCAAUAAUCAUAAAGUCUUCUGAUAAAGGAAAGAUACAACUUACGGACGCUAACGGCCAACGACGUGAUGGAAGAAAUCUGGAAGAUAUUCGGCCGAUUUUCCUAAAAACUGGGCUUAUAAGCCAAGCUAAUGGUUCAGCAUAUAUAGAGUUGCGACGAACCAAGAUAGCCUGUGGAGUUUAUGGUCCACGUCAAACGAAAAUUCCGUCAUUUAGCGGGAAAGGCAAUUUAAAUUGUGAAAUCAAAUUUACGCCAUUUUCAUGUUUGAAACGUAGACAACCUUAUCGUGAUGCGCAGGAGAAAGAAUUGUCACAACUUGUAUUUGAAGCAUUGGCCCCUUCCAUACGACUUGAUUUAUUACCAAAAUCGACUAUUGAUAUAUAUAUAAGUGUACUGGAGAAUGAUGGGAUGGCAUCUUGCUUUGCCGCUGCAAUUACGUGUGCUUCAGUAGCCGUGGCUGAUGCGGGUAUAGAAAUGCUAGAUCAGGUUGCAGCUUGUUCUGCGUCAUAUAUUGAUGGGGAUAUUUACAUGGAUAGUGAUCUUGUGGAAGAACAGCGUGAAUCAGGUUCUUUAGUUUUGUCUUAUAUGCCUUCACUGAACGAAGUAACACAUAUUUUACAAUCUGGAGAAGUUGAAGUAUCUCUAACCACUCAGGCUAUUGAACAAUGUACUGAUACAUGUUCGAAAAUAUAUUCAGUUAUGAACCAUAGUCUAUUAGAAUCUGUUAAGAACAGGAUUCAAUAGUAUUAUAUAAUAACUAAGAUUUUUAAUCAUUGAUUGAUUUAUUAAAAAUUAAAGAUAGCAAUAUUUUAUAAAUUCUUAGCAUUUAAAGCGACAGCUACUUUUGAUCUGUUAGGUCUACCUAAAUUCUGCGAAAUAUAAUUACCAACGCGCACCAAAUCGGUAAGAUUCACACCUGUAUGAAAGCCCAUCCCUUGAAACAUGUAUACCACAUCUUCCGUUGCUACGUUGCCAGUUGCUCCUUUGGCAAAAGGACACCCACCUAAUAAUCUUAUUUAGUAUAUAAAUCGAAAUUAUUGAGAUGAGAUAUAUUAAUAAAAGAAAUUCAUACCCAAACCCGCAACAGAACUAUCAAAAACCCUUAUUCCAUGCUGUAUAGUUAUUUAUUAGAUAAAUAUAAUAUAAAAUAAAGUAUUAUUAUAAAUUC
Molecule: messenger RNA, 1223 nt
Organism: Rhizophagus irregularis DAOM 181602=DAOM 197198
Lineage: Eukaryota; Fungi; Glomeromycota; Glomeromycetes; Glomerales; Glomeraceae
Biological process (GO): nuclear mRNA surveillance; poly(A)-dependent snoRNA 3'-end processing; U4 snRNA 3'-end processing
Cellular component (GO): nuclear exosome (RNase complex); nucleolus; cytoplasmic exosome (RNase complex)
Source: RefSeq, a predicted model, not a curated record